Messenger RNA from Lycium barbarum (goji berry), 9098 nucleotides. Its product is annotated as putative pentatricopeptide repeat-containing protein At5g52630. Gene Ontology annotation, molecular function: protein binding; RNA binding; zinc ion binding. The record is from RefSeq and is a predicted model, not a curated record. The transcript has 4 exons. The coding region runs from base 477 to 2171 and encodes 564 amino acids. Gene Ontology annotation, biological process: RNA modification. Lineage: Eukaryota; Viridiplantae; Streptophyta; Magnoliopsida; Solanales; Solanaceae.
ACCCCUCACUUAGAGCCCGUUUGAAUUGACUUAUAAGUUGCUUAUAAGCUGUUUUUAAUUUUUUUGAGUGUUUGACUGGUCAACUUAAAGUCAUUUUGUGCUUAAAAUAAGCUCAAAAAAAUAAUUGGACUCAUUUAAUUUAGCUUAUCUAAAACACCUUAUAAAAUAAUUUAUAAGCAAAAAAAAAAUAAGUUAAAUUAUAAGUUAGAUUACAAUUUUUUUUUUUUUUUUAGCUGUUUGCUGCUCACAAGCGUAGGUAUUGUUACAGGCUUUUAAACUGAAAUUGCCAAGGUGAACUGUUCCAAUCUUUUUCAGUUUGGGUGUGCUGUUAAAUCUAGUAUUCAUUCUUGUGCUUCCCUGUUUCAAGAUUGCUUGAAUUUCGCAUUAGAGCUUGAGCUUGUCUAGGGAUUAGAUAGUUUCUUUUUGUUAGAUGGGGUAUUGAUAUUUUGAAGAAAGGUGUCAAAAGUACAAGUGAAAUGGAUUCGAUAGACCCGCGUUGCAUACAUGCACAAGCCAUUACAACAGGCGCCGCAAAAUCUAACCGUGCAGUCCUAAACAACCUCAUUACUCUCUACUCUAAAUCCAAUCUCCCUUCACAAGCCGCCCGUGUAUUCCAGUCAAUCCCAUCACCCAAUGUCGUCUCAUGGACAGCUCUCACAUCAGCGUUCUCCAAUUCCCCACUCUCCUUUCAUCAUUUUAUUGCCAUGCUUCGUCACCCUUCAAGAAUCCUUCCCAAUUCCCAUACUUUAACGUCUCUUCUCAAAACAUGCGCUUCUCUUACUGCACUUACCUUUGGGUUACAACUCCAUUCUGUAGCUGUGAAGUUGGGUUUCUCUUCGGAGUUGUUUACGGCGUCAUCUCUUGUUUCGUUGUAUUUUAAAACUGGGUUGUCGAGUAAUGCCAAGAAGGUGUUCGAUGAAAUGUCUGUCAGAGAUGCGGUUAGUUUCUCGUCGGUUAUUGUUGGGUUUGCUCAGAAUUCUAAGCCUAUUGAUGCUUUGUCGUGUUUCGUUGAAAUGAGGAGGAGUGGUAUGGCAUCUACUAUGGUUAGUGUUUCUGGAGCUCUGCGGGCGGCUUCUGAUAUGGCGAUGCUUGAACAAUGUAGGAUUAUUCAUGGGCACGCGAUGAUAACGGGGCUUAAUUUGAAUGCGAUUGUGGGCAGUGCAUUGAUUGAUGGGUACGGGAAAUGUGGGCUUAUCGGGGACGCUCGUGGAGUGUUUGAUGAGAUAGAAAUGGAACUCAAUAUUGUCGGGUGGAAUGCGAUGAUGGCAGCACAUGCUCAACAAGGGGAGCAUGACAAUGUCAUAAAGCUUUUCACUUUAAUGGAAGAACGGGGAAUGGUGCCGGAUGAGUAUAGUUUCUUAGCUAUUUUGACGGCAUUUUACAAUGCUGGUUUAGUUGAAGAGACUGAGAUAUGGUUCAGGAGGAUGACGGAAGAGUACAGUUUGGAGCCGUGCAUUGAACACUAUACGUGUUUGGUGGGUGCAUUGGGAAAAGCAGGGCGUCUAGAGGAGGCAGAGCGAAUUGCUUUAACCAUGCCUUUUAAGCCGGAUGCUGCGUUAUGGCGAGUAUUAUUGUCUAAAUGUGUGCAUCAUGUGAAUAUGGAUAUUGCAUGGAGGAUGAGUGAUAGGUUGUUGGAGAUUAACCAAAUGGAUGAUUCGGCUUAUGUGAUUCUGGCAAAUGCUUAUGCGAGUGCAGGGAGGUGGGAUGAAGUGAGGGAGGUGUGGAAGAGAAUGAAGGAUAAGAAAGUGAGGAAGGAAGGUGGGAAGAGUUGGAUUGAAGCGCUGGGAGAGGUUCAUGUGUUUUUAGCUGGUGAUAGGAGGCAUGAGAGGACCGAUGAGAUUUAUGCUAAGUUAGCAGAGUUAAUGGAGGAGAUUGAGAAACUGGGUUAUGUGCCUGUAUGGACUGAAAUGUUGCAUGAGGUAGAAGAGAAGGAGAAGAAGAAAGCACUUUGGUAUCACAGUGAGAAGUUGGCAUUGGCAUUUGGCUUGUUGAAUGGGACAGCACCACCCGGUAAAGCUUUACGGAUUGUGAAGAAUUUGAGAAUUUGCAGGGAUUGUCAUGAGGCAUUUAAGUAUAUUAGUAGACUUGUUGAGAGAGAGAUUAUAGUGCGGGAUGUUAACAGAUACCAUAGGUUCUUGAAUGGAAGCUGCAAUUGUGGAGAUCAGUGGUAAGUUUUGAUAAAGGAGAUCAAUGGUAAGUUAUUGAGAAGAAAUCUGAGUAAGGAGAUCUGUUGUAGAAGAAGACCUCAAACUUGAUCAAUACUUAUUGAGAAGAAAUCUGAGUAAGGAGAUUUGUUGUAGAAGAAGACCUAAACUGACGUCUUGCUCUGCAUUCAACCAAUAAUGGUACAAGAUCAAAUCCUAUUUGGUGUUGUGUUGUUAGUCGAGCUGUACAUUUCAUAAUUCAGAUACAUUGGAGUUUUAGGUGAAUACCAAUCUGAACUUGAAAGAGGAAUUACCUCAUUAAGUUACUUUAAUUACUCGCAAGGGUUUCCUUGAAUUUUUUUAAUCCUAUUAUUCUCAUGACUAAAUUACUGCAUCAGAGAAGAUCCUUAACGACCAACUGGCUAUUAGAUUUUGUACAAGAACAGAUGAUAAGACCACAUGCUGCAAUUUCCAAGAUAUGAUGAAUAGCAAGUCAUACUUUUCUUUUGGUAUUUAUAAUGUUUUUGGUUAGUGUAUAAUCCUAAUGAGGAGCUGUGCUUUUAAAUGAUGGUUAAUAGGUCAUCUACUUCAUGCAUCACUAUUAUCCUAGUGGGUUUUUCGUCCAUAUGCAUUGGUCGCUCUUCUUUUUGGUUCUUAUUUCCUUUGUGAAGAGCUUUUAGGUAGACAAAUUGGAAGAAACAGAAAAAGUACAAUAAGACUUAAUUCUUUGCACCUAAAACCUUUCUUCUACUCCUCAUCUCAAAAAAAAUAAAAAAAAAUUAAAAAUUUUCUUCUACUCCAGGGAUUGCAACGCUUCUGUACAGAGCAGAAAAUUAAGCUGUCAAAGGUAUGGAGAUGUAUAAUUAUUUGCACUAAAAUCAGGGUUAUAGUUCCCAACUGUUCUUUUCUAAGUAUGAUGCUGAUCUUGUAGUGAAAGGUUCAUAUACGCUUUUAUUCCCAUUCUUCUUUCCCAGAUUGAUCACAUAUUUCUCUCGCGAGUCUGUUCAGAAGUUGCAGGUGGACUCCCAGGUUUGUUUCUAAUCUAUCUAUAUAUAAUAGGAGAGGCAAAAGCAUGAUAGGAUGACAAGUGUCAUCACCACAAAAUUUCUAUUUUAAAAUAUUAAAAGUGCAAUUUUGUAAACAAAUAAUAAUAAGAAGAAAAACCCACGUUUGCAGUUUUUUUAAAGAAACAAAUAAUCUGGAAAUAAGUAAAUGAAAAAAACUAAAAACUGCCACUGAUACUAAAACUGUCAAGUAGAAACCACCAACUAUACUCCCACUUCCCCAAUUAUCUCAACUGCACUAGACACAUCUUAUAUUCACGGAUAAAGGACGUUUUUUGCAUCUUAAAAACACAAACAAUGAACCAGAAGUGAAAGCAUUGUACAAGUUCUUUAAGAAACAUCUUACAAAAUGAUGGUUUGAUAUAUAAGGUGGGUUAUUCUUUUUUUUUUUUUUUUUUUUUUUUUUUUUUAAUUUCCUCUUUUGUGCUUUGGUUAUUAUUGCUUUAUUACUUGAAUUUAUAAUCCCUCUGUCCCGUUUGUUUUAAUUUUAUCUGUUUGUGGUAUUGUUAUAAGUUGAGUAUAGAAUAUUAUGUGUAAAAGAUGACAGGAAAUUCAUGCCACCAUCGGGAUGAAUGUUAUCAAGAUGUAGUGAAUACUCAUACAUUAAUUUUUUGCUUAAAAUAGGGUUUACAGGAUGAAAAGGUAUGGUAAAGUUCUUCAUGUAUGUAUGUGCAUAUUUAUUAUCUCUAACCUUUGUUUAAUCAUCUCUCCACUGAUACAUAUAAUUAUCUAUCACUCCAGGAAAAUAUUUUUCCAUACUCAUUAGAUUGAAAUAUGUUAAGCCAUGUUUUGAUGUUUGUGAUAAAGUUUAUGCUCCGACGCUUUUUAAUUUAUACAACAACAACAACAACAACCCAGUGAAAUCCCACAACGUGGGGUCUGGGGAGGGUAGAGUGUACGCAGACCUUACUCCUACUAAGGUAGGAUGGCUGUUUCCGAGAGACCCUCGACUCAAUAAAAACAUAAAAAGAGGUCAGAUACGCUUUUUAAUUUAUAUUCGGGAUAUUUUUUAUCUUUGCAUAUGUCCUUUUUUCCACUUUGUUUAACCGAAGGAUUAUCAGUUAUUGUCGGGUUUAAAAAAUUCAUAUUUUACACUUACGUAGGUAAGAAAAUAUGAAGAGCAUAAAACUUGAAGAGUGGUACUACGUUGAUCUACUUUAAUCUAUUUACGUGUGAUGUACAUUUUUCAGUUAAUAAAGAGAAUUGUCUUUCCUAGAGUUUACAAUUUUCAAUCGUUUUGUGCUUAGAAGGAUACAACAACAACAACCCAGUGAAAUCCCACAACGUGAGGUCUGGGGAGGGUAGAGUGUACGCAGACUUGACUCCUACCAAGGUAGGACGGCUGUUUCCGAAAGACCUUUUGUGCUUAGAAGGAUCUGUUCAUAUAAAUAUCCAUGGCUUGCAUUAUUAAUUCAAAGUUCUUAGUUUUGUUCAUGCGAUAGUUGUAUCAUCUCGUGUAUUUUGACAAGACUGUUUAAACAUUAAAGGUGUAGGUGGUCUUAGAUAUCUCACAAGAUUACAUGCAUGCUCUUAACAUUUGAUUCUUUUUGUAAUAUGAACAUUUCAUUGCUAAUAUAAUUAAAUUACACUUUAUUUUUUUUUAUUGCACGUAAUAUACAAUAAUUAUUAUUACAACUAUCAUAGCUUUGGAUGAAUUCAAAAUUACAAUUUAGCUUUAACUAUGAAUUAGGUUGAUUAUAGGUACAAUGCUAAUGUAAGAAAACGAAUUAUAAUUUCAUAGAAGAAUAUAACGUACAAAAAUUGAGAUAAUGCUAAAGUGUUGAUAUUUACAUUUUAAGUAAUUUUAAAAAUAAUAUAAAAUAAAGAAAAUAUACAGAAGUGUUAUUCAUAAAUUUAAACAACUGAGGAAUGUGAAUAAAAAAAAAUAAGAUUCUAAAAAUUAAAAAAAAAUUAAAAAUUAAGGUAAGAAAAAUAUUUUUAAAAAAAUUAGUAAUUGACAAAGAUAUUAUUCAUAAAUUUAGACAACUGAGAAAUGUGAAUAAAAGAAUAAGAUUCUGGGUAAAAAUAUAUAUUGUAAAAUGUGAGUUACUAACAAGGAUAUUAAACCAAUUGACAAGCUAAUAAAAAUAUUUUAUGGUUCGUUUCUUUUAAUUUCAUAAUAAUUUUGGUAUUGCAUACAUUGAAAUGAGCAACAAAUGACAUUGUAAUAUAUUUAAGAAUGAAAUUAAAUAUCCAAACGUUGCUACAGCAUUAGCAAAAGUAUCAACAUUUGUAGUAAUGAAUAACAUACUUAACCCAAUACUAAUAGACACUUGCAAGUUAGUGUUGCUUGAAGUUGGUAAUGCAGAUAUUAGCACAUAUAGAAUAAAGGAAAUGAGGCUGGUUGCUGACCAUUUAUCAAGCAUGGCUGUUGCAAUUUGAAUCUUUUCGAUAACUUCAUAUUAUAUGUUAAUUCACCAUCUUAUAUUCCAUAAUCUUUUUCCAAUGAUUGUAAAGGUAAUAUAUUUCCUAUAAAGACCAAACUAUAUAAAGAAGUACAUUACUAUAAUUUUCAAUUCUACUAUAUAAAAAAAAUACUACAAAGAAAAAAAGUCGUCAGUUGAUAUUCCAACAAAGUGAUAUGAAACAUGCUUAAACAGUUGGAUUUAAUAUCGGCCGCGCAUCGCGCGUGUUUAGAUACUAGUAGCUUUUUAAGGGUGUAGAAUAAAGGUUGUUACCCUACUGAGUGCCUAAAACAAUCAAUGCUGGAAAGAUAGAAGUGCUGACUUAAUGAUUACCGGAGAUUGUUUAAGAACCACCAAAUAUGUUAAAUCCUUUUACUUGCAGGUCUUUUAUUAACUUUGGCUGCCAUGGGAGAAGAAGGAAUGUCUGUGAGUGUCAGAUGAGCUUGGUUUACUUGUAAUAUUUUGAUCAGAUAAUUAACUGAAAUACACGGUCUUUACAAAAUGAUGCCAAUUACAAUAUUUAUUUUGAAGGUCAACAUAUGGGUCAUUCUGAUCUCAAGUAAAGGUAAAUGCAAUGAAAUCAUUCAUCCCAAAUGCUGCCAUGGUCCAUGCACAGAGUUUUAGCGAUGAUCUCUUUGUUCCUAUUGGCGAUGAGGUUGUCAAAAUAUCUGCUGUUCUGGUGCGACCAUGUAACUCAAAAGUGUGUGACACGACAAAGGAAGGAUCCUCUGAGCUGGAUGAUCCACUAGUUGCUGUCAAUCAUUUGGCAAAAACAUUUCAGUACAAAGGAUGCAUUCCACAGCUGAGUUUGCAUUAAAGCCUGCGGAUAUUUCGGUUGUUUAUAUCUGUGAGUUGCCUGAAAUUAAGGGAAAAAUUGGUCCAAACAAGACUUGCUCUUGGGUUGGGGCGUGGCCAAAAUACCGUGAAUUGCAACUUGAGAAUUCAGUAGUCAGAUCGCCAAGACAGCAUGUGAGCAUUGCGCAGGUUCACCUUAGUGAAGUAUUUGGGGCCUUCUGUUCCUGGUCCUAUUGUACUCGUUGUUGACUGUCCAACACCAUCCCAUCUGCAAGAAUUGUCGUCUAUACAUUCUUUCACUCCAUAUUACUCAUAUCCAUCCGAACAAUCCAAGGAAAUGUGCAAAAAGGUUGAUUGUGUUAUAUAUCUUAGUCCUGCUUCAGUAACAUGUACAACUGAAUAUCAGCAAUGGCUGUCAUGAUUUGGUGAGGCACAGCACAUCAUGGCAGGACAUCAGCAGAAAAAUGUUGAAAUUCCAAUUCUGAAAUCGAGUGCAAGAAUCUCCUCAAGACUUAACUCCUUGUCCCCUCAAUUCUUUCCUUCCCCUGGUGUUUGGCCCCUUCCGCAGUUGAAGAGCUUAUCUUCAGUCUCUAAGGUCCCAAUUGAGUUCUCUCUUCCAGCUUCAUGUGAAGUUAUUAAGGCGGGGAAGAGUUUAUAUAAUUUGAUCCGACUGCUCCUGGCGUAAAUUUAGAAUCCAAGGAAAUGUGCAUAAAGGUUGAUUGUGUUAUACAUCUUAGUCGACUUGUUGAGAGAGAGAUUAUAGUGCGGGAUGUUAACAGAUAUCAUAGGUUCUUGAAUGGUAGCUGCAAUUGUGGAGAUCAAUGGUAAGGUUUUAGAACUUGAGCCGAGGGUCUAUCAGAAACAGCCUCUUUACCUACCAAGUUAGAGGUAAGGUCUGCGUACACUCUUGAUUCUACCCUCCCCAGACCCCACUUGUGGGAUUACACUGGUAUGUUGUUGUUGUUGUUGUUGUAAUGGUAUGUUUUUUGAAGAAAUCUGAGUAAGGAUCUCUGUUGUAGAAGAAGACCUCAAAGGCUCAAACUGACAUCUUAUUGGCUGAGCACAAGAUCUUUGCCUUUUGUUGUUGAUUUGUUAACUGACAAAUCUGUUUAUUGAAAACCUUAAAGAGUUUGCUAGCGCUCAACCCCUCACUUGAAAUGAAGUUGUGCUCUCAAAUAAUUAGAGGUGUAUCCUUUGCAUGAAGAUAUCGUUUUCAACUUUCAAAACACUGGUAUUGACUUGCGUAAUAUAAGCCGUCUUGCUCUGCAUUCACCUAAUAAUGGUACAAAAGCAAAAUUUGCUGCUGAUUUACUAAUUGAGGUGUUUGCUGUAAAUAAACUGCUAGCUCAUGCUAUUGACAUUGUCAAACAGGCCAAGAAAAUUGGGUUUGAACUGAGUAUUUAUUCAUGUAAUAUCUUACUAAAAUGCUUGGCAGAAGCAAGCCAGGGAGAAUGAGGUAACUCUAUUUGAAGCAAUGAAGAAUUUCGGACCAUCACCUAAUGUGAGGACGACAUUCACAAUCAUGAAUGUGGAUGUAAAAGAAGCCUGUGAGAUUCUGAACAGAUAUGUGAUGAAUUAGCUAAAGACAUUGGUGAGGACAAAGCUGAAGUAGAAAGAGAUCAAAGAAGGAAUCUCCAUAAGUUCUAGAGGAGAUUGAACAUGAAGGAGAGAUGCUCCAGUUAGCUGACAGAUUGCGCGGGGAAAUGAACCACAGGAAACUAUCAGAGGCCAAAAAUCAGUUUUGAGGAGAAAUUUUUUGCUAUUGACAAGCUAAGGAAACAACUUGAAGCAUUCCUAGAAAAGAAAAAGGCCAAAGGUAGGGGAAAUGGUUCUCUAAAAUUCAGAUUUGAGUAAAAUUCUAUUAGGCGUUUCAUCAGAAUGAAGAAAAAGAAGAUGAUGGAGGAGAAGUGGAGAAUGUUGCAGACCGUGGGGAAGACUCAGCAGAAAUUGAUCUUCAUUCAAUUGAAUUGGACAUGUAUAAUGGAAAUAAGAGCUACGUUUGCCAUUCCAUCUGGUGUAGUUCGUGAGUCAACGAAUUUCGGUUGAUGAAAAAAGAAUGAGAAACUCCAUAUCUGGGCAGAGCGCAGAAGAAGCUCUUCCUUUCAAAGGAGCAUUUCUGGUGGAGUUGAGUAUAUCAAUCAAUGUGAAUGUAUUAGACAAGGAAAGGCUUCAUGAACUUGAGAAACUAGGCCAAAGAGCCUAGCGGAGGCAACAAUCCAAGCAUUAGUGGAUAGAGUUUAUCGGUACCUGUGCUGGUGGGAGUAACAUGUACCCCGUGGAAGUAGUCGAGGUGCAUGCAAGCUGGCCCAGACACAACGGUUAUUAAAAAAAGGAGAAUGUGCUUUGUUAUCAAAAAAGAAGACACGAGCAGUGAAGGACCUUAAGGAUCAUAUAUCUUCUACUUCUGCUACAAUAUAUGUAUCUUCUGUUCCAAUAAAUUUAGGCAAGUCAAGGUUUGAAUGUUAGAGCACUGUGCGUGAAUUUUCUUUUAGUUGCACUUACCAGGGGGCGGAUUUAGAGGGUACUGAGUGAACACCUUCAGCAAAAAAUUACAGUGUAUAUAUAGGGUAGAUUUUCUAUGUUUAUGUACAUUAUAUUAACUUUUGAAUAAAAGGGCAGCCCGGUGCACUAAGCUCCCGCUAUGCGCGCGGUCCGGGGAAGGGCCGGACCACAAGGGUCUAUUGUACGCA